AAUAGACUUUUUUAGUCCUCAUAUGCCCCCAUCAAUCUUCUUACCUAACAAACACACAUAUAUCUUCCAUCAUUUCUAGCCAAUCAUUUUACUACUUUGCAAAAAAUUUUUAAAAUAAAAAAUAAAAAAAAUUCUUUCCUAUUGUGAAUUUCAUAUGACAUAGUUCACUCGCGUUGAUGUGUUAUCUGUUGUAUCAUACACUUCUUAGAUAGAAGGUUAGCGCUGUCUGUUGUAUCAUUAUGUUGUAUCAUACACUUCUUUAGAAGGUUAGCGCUAUUUGUUGUAUCGUACACUUCUUUAGAAGGUUAGCGCUAUUUGUUGUAUCGUACACUUCUUUAGAAGGUUAGCAUUAUCUGUUGUAUCAUUAGCGCUAUCUGUUGUAUCGUACGCUUCUUAGAAGGUGAGCGCUAUCUGUUGUAUCGUACACUUCUGGCAUUGUGUUCCAUUGUUCAAAUGGCGGAUUACUCGACGAGUAGAAGGAAAUCGAAUACACAGUUAUUGCAAGAACUCGAAGCGCUUAGUGAGACGCUCUAUCAACCACCUACAACAACAACAACUCGAAGAACCGCUUCCUUAGUCCUACCUCGCGAUUCCAUCCCUCCCGUUGAGUCCUUAACCGGUGGUCCUAAAAAUGACGAUGAUAUCAUCGUCAAUCCUAAGCCGAGGUCAAGGCGAAUGUCAUUAUCGCCUUGGCGUUCUCGGCCUAGUGAAGACAACAGUAUACAACAGCAGAGUAGCAGGAGCUCCAGCAUCAGCAGCAGCAGCAAGUUAACUAAGAAAUCAGACAGCAGCAAGGGUACUGGUGAGUCAACCGCCGAGAAGAAAGGGUUGUGGAACUGGAAACCUAUACGAGCGUUGGCUCAUAUCGGUAUGCAAAAACUGAGCUGUUUAUUCUCAGUUGAAGUCGUGACCGUUCAGGGUCUACCCACAUCCAUGAACGGUCUACGACUAUCAGUAUGUGUGAGAAAGAAAGAGACUAAAGACGGCGCAGUGCAAACUAUGCCAUCUCGAGUUUCACAAGGAGCUGCAGAUUUCGAAGAGACACUUUUUAUAAGGUGUCAUGUUUACUAUACGCCGGCUAGUGGUGGUGGUGGUACUCGAUUCAAAUUUGAGCCACGUCCAUUUUCGAUAUAUGUCUUUGCAGUGGACGCGGAGGAACUGGAUUUCGGGAAGAACAUAGUCGAUCUGAGUGAAAUGAUUGAGGAGUCGAUUCAGAAGAGCUUUGAAGGAAGUCGCAUUCGCCAAUGGGAUACGAGUUAUACUCUCUCCGGGAAGGCGAAAGGAGGAGAGUUAGUACUCAAACUGGGAUUUCAGAUCAUGGAGAAAGAUGGUGGAGUUGGGAUUUAUACUCAGGCUGAAGGUGGGACGAAGAGCGCGAAGAGUUACUCGUCUUCAUCUUCAUCUUCGUUUGCUAGAAAGCAAUCGAAGACAUCUUUUAGCGUGCCGAGUCCACGAAUGUCCAGUUUAAGUUCAGCUAAUUGGACUCCUUCACAGUCAGGAACGACAGCGAAUCUUCAAGGGAUCGAUGAGUUGAAUCUAGAUGACGAGUCAGUAAAGGAGGAGCCGGGGUCGAAGGCUGAGGAUCUUGAUCUCCCCGAGUUCGAUAUUGUGGAUAAAGGAAUUGAAAUUCAAGACAAAGGAGUUGAAACUGAAGCAACAAAAGAAGUAGAGGGAGAGGCGGAGGAGGAAGAAGAAGCGCGAUCGGAAGGUAAUUCUGAUAAAAGAUCGGUAUCAUCAAGUAAUGAGGUUGUCAAGGAAGUCGUGGUGCACGAUCAGAUGCAUUUGACAAGAUUAUCAGCGCUUGAUUCGAUAGCUCAGCAAAUCAAAGCGCUUGAAUCCAUGUUUAAAGACGAAAACACUGUCAAGACGGAGGAGGAUGACUCUGAAUCGCAAAGGUUGGACGCGGAUGAGGAAACCGUGACAAGGGAAUUCCUCCAAAUGCUCGAAGAUCCAGGCGUUAACCAGUACAAGAUGGAUACUCAAGAAUCCCCCGCGUUAAAGCUUCAAGGCGGAGGAGGAAAUGAAGACAGCGGAAAGGGAAAAUCGGGUGUAUUUAUACCGGAUCUUGCGAAGGGGUUAGGUUGUGUUGUUCAAACAAGAAAUGGAGGUUUCUUGGCAGCUAUGAAUCCUCUUAAUACUACUGUUUUGAGAAAAGAUACAGCAAAACUCGCGAUGCAGAUAUCGAAACCACUUGUGCUUCCAUCGAUUCCAUCGUCUGUGAGUGGAUUCGAGUUGUUCCAGAAGAUGGCAGCUAUUGGGAUAGAGGAAUUUACGUCCAAGAUCUUAUCGAUGAUGCCAAUGGAAGAACUCGUUGGCAAAACAGCAGAGCAGAUAGCGUUUGAAGGCAUUGCUUCAGCAAUUAUUCAAGGGAGGAACAAAGAAGGUGGCGCUAGCUCAACCGCUGCUCAGACAGUUGCAGUAGUGAAAUCGAUGGCAGCAGCGAUGAACACAAGUCGGAACGAGAGGAUCUCUACGGGGAUAUGGAACAUCAGCGACAAACCGCUGACAGUGGACGAGAUUCUAGCAUUCGCACUGCAGAAAAUGGAGGCAAUGACAGUCGAAGCAUUGAAAAUUCAAGCAGAUAUCGCGGAAGAAGAGGCACCUUUCGAUGUUUCCCCUCAUUCUGCUAACAAGAAAGAUGAUCAGGAUCACACGUUAGACUCUGCAGUUCCACUCGAAGAUUGGACAAAAGAUGACAAAAGCGAGAGUAUAAUGAUCUUGGUUGUGGUUCAACUGAGGGAUCCGUUGAGGCAGUUCGAGGCAGUUGGAGGACCUAUGAUUGUACUAGUUCAAGCCAUUCGUAUCGAUGAUGAAACUAACAACAUCGAUGAUGAUGAAAGGAAGUUCAAAAUCGCAUCGCUUGGUAUUGGCGGGCUAAAAGUCAGGAGCAGAGGAAGGAAGAACGCAUGGGACACAGAAAAGCAGAAACUGACAGCAAUGCAAUGGCUAGUAGCUUAUGGACUAGGUAAAAUGGCCAAGAAAGCAAAGAAAGCUUCACCACUAAAAGGCCAAGACUUGCUAUGGAGCAUAUCGUCGCGUGUAAUGGCAGAUAUGUGGCUGAAAUCUAUAAGAAAUCCGAAUAUCAAGUUCAUCAUGUAGACAGCAGCAAGACUGGUGUACAUCGUUUUUUCGUCAUUGUAUAAUGUUUGCAUCUGUUCAUGGUUGUGUAUAGUCUGUUCCAUAUUGAAAUGCUGCAGAAGGUUUCUUUAGUCUAAGUUGCUUGGACUGUCCAAAAAUGUUGCCGCACCCGUGUCGGAUCCUCCAAAAAAGCGCUACUUUUGAAGGAUCGGACACGCACCCGAUGACAUUUUUGAAGAGUCCGAGCAACGGUCUUUAGUAACUAGAUAGGAGAGUGCUAUGCACAUUGUUUUAUGUGUUUUCUCAUAGAAUUUUGAAAGGUUGUUGAAGAUUGUAAAUGAGACAAAUUGUAUCAUUCUACAAGUAAUAGCAUUGCUGUCAGUUUAUAA
This is a messenger RNA of Capsicum annuum, 3467 nucleotides long. Its product is annotated as protein PLASTID MOVEMENT IMPAIRED 1. The record is from RefSeq and is a predicted model, not a curated record. The coding region runs from base 454 to 3099 and encodes 881 amino acids. NCBI's taxonomy places the organism in Eukaryota, Viridiplantae, Streptophyta, Magnoliopsida, Solanales, Solanaceae. The transcript has a single exon.